AUGUCGUGCAGUAGCGAUGAACAAUCUGAUAAGGAAUGUCCGCUAUGUAUGGAGGUGCUGGAGUUUGAUGAUUUGGAUUUUUAUCCAUGUAAAUGUGAAUAUCAAAUUUGUCGUUUCUGUUGGCAUCGUAUUAGGACGGACGAAAAUGGCCUUUGCCCUGCUUGCAGGCAGCCAUAUCCAGAGGAUCCUGUUAACUUCAAGCCAUUGUCAACUGCUGAUUUGAAGAAGAUUCGCAGUGAAAAGAAACUGAAGGCGCAGGCAGAACGACAACGUGUUUCGGAAAGCCGAAAACACCUUUCAAAUUUUCGGGUUUUGCAAAAGAAUUUGGUUUAUGUCGUUGGGUUAUCACCAAGGGUCGCGGAUUCGGAUGCUCUCAAAAAGCCCGAGUAUUUUGGUCGUUUUGGCAAGAUUUUAAAGGUUGUUGUUGGAACUACUACGACUGUUCCACCAAAUAUGAAUCCAAGUCACACGGCCUAUGUAACUUAUUCAAAAGUAGAAGAGGCUUUAAAGGCAAUACAGAGUGUCAACAAUGCGGCUUUGGAUGGACGACUUGUACGAGCAUCCCUGGGUACAACUAAAUAUUGUUCUUCCUUUUUGCGAAGUCAAUCUUGUUAUAAGCAAGAAUGCAUGUAUUUACAUGAUAUUGCCGACAGCGACAUCAGUUUCACCAAGGAAGAUAUGCAUCAAGGGAAACACGCGGAGUAUGAACGUCGUUUGAUGGAUCAAGUGCUGCGAACUUAUCAGACACCCGUGGCUACAGUUACACCGACUGUUCGCUUGAUAAAUAAUAUCGGAACAAUAUCUUCAACAAGCGGUGAUACAAUAACGCAAUCUCAUUUGAAAAAAGAAAGCGGCUCAGACAAAGAAUCGGAUGGAUCAAAAUCAAACGAAGAGUUUGCAGAAAAUCGUGACACUGAAGAAACCAAUGGCUCACACGACGACAAUACUGAAAUGGAAACUGGCAAUGAGUUGAGGAUAAAAGAAGACAAUGCACUAACAAGGCUGCAAAACGAGGAUGAAGCGGCACAGUCACACGUCGAACAAAUGGACCCAAGAUCUCCGAUCGAGACAAAAACAAAGUCGGACGGUGAUUUGCUUCAACUUCAACCAACUUCAAGGCUACAUUCUUGGACUAAAGAAGCCAAUAAUGUCGGAAGCUCUGCAAUUUCUUGGCAAUCUUUACUUUGUCUUGAUCACUCGGAUACUCCACUUUCUUCGCUCCAAGAUUCAGUUAUUAACCAGCCUCUAUUUCCGAUCCCAUCAAAGGCGCCAACAUUACCACCGCCCGGGAUUGAUGUUGUGCCCCAUCAUGUAUCAAGUGUUUCUAAACCAACUUCUCCUCCACCUGGACUCGGAGGGUUUUCUGAUGACGAUCUUGGUUUUGACCCCUUCAGUGAGAGCGCAAAGGGAUUGGCAGAUCUUUUGGAAGAAGAAAAAAGGAAUCAGUCACAGGCUGUGAAUACCAAUUAUUAUCAACCUGCCUACACAAAUGGAUUUGGGAAUUAUCCACAAUCUUCAACAGCACAAGCUAUCCAGAGUCUCUAUCAAGAAAAUAUCGCAAGGCAAAACUUAUUCUCAUCACUACAGUACCAACGAGAAAGGCAAGAAUUGGAGCAGGCACAACGAGAUCAAUGGUUGCGCUCUAUGCAAAAUUAUCCUCAGUCACAGCCCCAGCCUCAACCUCAGCCUCAGCCUCAGCCUCAACAGAGAAGCGAUUUCUUCAUUUCUCGUUUCGGUGGUGGGACGAACCCAUUCAACAGCAAUCCUAAGCCGGUUGCUCAGCCACAAAUGAACGCAUUUGAUAUCUUCUCUAAUAGAAUGGAGCCGGCAGCUUCUGGAGUGGCUCCGCCGCCUGGUUUGGCCCCUUCUCGGCAAAAUUCCUAUCCUUCGCAAUCCCAUCAACCAUUUCAGCAAUAUAAUGGUGGACUCUUGGCGACAAACCCUUCAAAAGGGCCAUUGUUGAAUGAGUGGCAAGAAGGCUUGAAAGCGUUGCUCCCAAAUGUGAAUAUUAGGUUUGCCGCAGACACCGACCAGAAUCGAUGGCCACAUCCUGCAAAUCAGCCACUGAUGUCGCUAGCCAACCAUGCUUCAACAAUGCCAGCUCCAAUGAUUGGAAAUGAUCAGCGUCGUGUCCAUGCUCAGCACAUUCCACCACCUCCCGGCUUCGGAAACCGAUCUGGAGAACGA
Molecule: messenger RNA, 2187 nt
Organism: Mesorhabditis belari
Lineage: Eukaryota; Metazoa; Nematoda; Chromadorea; Rhabditida; Rhabditidae
Source: the annotation of a GenBank genome assembly